UGAAAUUAUUGACGAGAUGACGGAAAUGGAAAUGGCAAAUAUUAGUCAUAUAAGCGGCAAGGCGGUGACAGAUAUAAAUAGUCAUGUUGACAGUAUGUUACCAAAUGUAAAUUGGGAUAACCACUUCCAGGACUUAAGGAAAUCCGAUAAUUUGGAACAGGGAGUAAAAAAUGAUCCUGUUUGUCGUUGCCGAGUAUCUCAUCCAACAUCGUACAUGGAAACGAUGGUUCAUGUAUUUCGUGGUAACAUUGGCGCUGGUCUCUUGGCUAUGGGCGAUGCGUUUAAAAAUGGCGGCCUUUGCUUCUCAACUAUUAUGGCGGCUAUUCUUGGUGUAAUAUGUGUUCACGCGCAACACAUUCUGUUGACGUGCUCAGAGGACAUGCACCGUGAGAGUAAAAGAGCUGAACCACCAGGGUUCGCGGACACGGUUGCCUUGGUCUUCGAGUACGGACCCAUGCCAACAAGACGCUUUGCCUCCACCAUGAAGUUUCUCGUGAACUUAUUCCUCUGUAUUACUCAAUUGGGCUUUUGCUGUGUGUACAUAGUUUUUAUCGCCAAUAACGCAAAAAUGGUCGGGGAAGAUUAUUUCAACAUACAUCAUAUUACAUUAUCGUUAUACAUGAUUUUGGUGACAAUACCAGUUCUCUUAUUCUGUAUGGUCCGAAACCUUAAGUACUUGAUAGGAUUCUCUAUGUUGGCAAAUAUUGCAAUGGCUCUUGGUGUCGCACUUGUCAUGUAUAAAGCUGCUCAAGAUUUACCACCGAUUGAAUCCAGAGAUUACAUUGCGAAUUGGCAACAGUUACCACUGUUCUUUGGGACAGCAGUUUAUGCGUUUGAGGGCAUUGGUCUGGUGUUGCCGUUAAAGAAUGAGAUGAAGAAACCGGAGCAAUUUCAAAAGCCUUUGGGUGUUUUAAAUGUGGGAAUGGUUAUUGUUGGCGCCAUCUUUAUAAUGACGGGUUUUCUUGGAUACCUAAAAUGGGGAGAUAGUGUUGCUGGCAGUUUAACGCUCAAUUUACCACCAGGACACUUAACGGCAGCUGUACAAAUUAUGAUAGCUUUUGCGAUAAUGUUGACAUAUCCGCUACAAUUUUACGUAGCGAUUGCUAUCACGUGGCCAGCUAUCCGUGGGCGGCUUGGAAAGAGUUUACCAGUGUUUAAGGAAUUGGUCUACAGAGCAUUCAUGGUUCUUCUUACAUGUGUUUUAGCAGUGAUAAUACCAGAGUUAGGUCUCUUUAUAUCUCUGGUUGGAGCCAUCAGUAGCACAGCGCUCGCUUUAAUAUUUCCGCCACUGAUUCAAACAGUUUACGAAUAUCAUCGACGCAACCUUUCAAUUUAUAUUCUUGGAAAAAACAUAACAAUCAUUACUUUAGGUAUGUUUAUAUUUGUCACGGGAACGUACGAAAGCCUAUCGUCCAUUGUUAGAGUCUUCACCGGUAACAGUGUGAGCCCAUAAUAUAUUAUUGGCUAUGGUACAAGAGUUAACAUUCCGAGAAAUAGAAUCAUCUAGAAAUUUAGUCUGUUUAGUUUUAACCUUUAAGAUUUUUUAAUUUAAGUGUAAUUUAUAUAUUAUGAUUCAUAAUACGUAUUACUUUACAUUACAUUAUUUCAGACAUAAUGUUAGCUACCGUAGUCAAAGGAACGUAAAGGAAAAGUAAAAUAUGGAUGAAGUAAGGUUAAUAGAUGUUUUACAUUAGUUUGGCUAUUUUUGGAUGAGAAAUGCAUCUGAAAACAAUAUUAUAGAAGUUUAAUCAAAAGAAUUUUCCAAAUCAGCAUAUUUCCCAUAGAUAAUAUUGGCCACAAUAUGAUUGUUGUCAAUGUAUAAAUUAAGUGUACAACGCUAUUAUUGAAUUAGUAUUUAUCUACUCUACCUCUACGAAAAUAAUUAAGAUAUAUUUAAACUUAUUAAAUUUAGUACAUUUGUCUUAAAUUAAUUUAUUUACUAGAAACAACAAGUAUUUCUGAGUAUUGGACGAAAAGUAAUUUUAUACGUGAAACUAGCCGUUCCCCGGAUCUUAAAAGGAAGGAACGUUGGAAUUCCAAAAAUAGGUAGCCAUAAACCAUCUAGAUAAAUUAUCUAUCUCUAUCAUAAAUUUGGCAUCGAAUGGUGGUAGUUUCAUGUCGAUACGAUCAGUAGUUUAGGCGUGAUUGAUCUUCAAACAGAGGCCAUUUUUAUUAUAUAGAUGAGUAUCGCCAAUAAAAUGUAUUCAGAAAGAAAACAAUUUCUUGUCUACAAAUUGUAUAAUUAUUAACGAUGUUUUCAUUGGAUCGAUAUAAUUACGAAAAAACUAGUAUUGUGAAUAACUUACGAAUCUAUGAACUUUUAGAACUCAAAAUUAAGGUGUCUCAAUCUGAAAUGAAAUUCCUAACAUGACAACUGCAUAACCGAUACUUAGAUAUUUUAUAAUAAGAUUUUAUUGUAAAUAUCUAAGAAAACUACUGAAAUACAAGGCUAAGUACAGAUCCCGCUAUUAAAUUUCCAAAUGUUCAGUAUUACUUAGGCUUUAUUCUGAUAACUUUAAAAUUUAUUAGCUCUAAGCUAACUAUUUAUAUAAUACAAAACUACCUUUGUUAAA
Molecule: messenger RNA, 2573 nt
Organism: Leptidea sinapis
Lineage: Eukaryota; Metazoa; Arthropoda; Insecta; Lepidoptera; Pieridae
Product: proton-coupled amino acid transporter 4-like
Exons: 9
Coding region: 17-1453 (478 amino acids)
Biological process (GO): amino acid transmembrane transport
Cellular component (GO): vacuolar membrane
Molecular function (GO): amino acid transmembrane transporter activity
Source: RefSeq, a predicted model, not a curated record